CUCUUAGAGCCUAAGGUGCCCCUCGCAAACGCGGAGGCUCUCGUAUAUAAAGAGAGACUGACAAUCGUCGUUUCGCAAUCAUUCGUCCUUUCGUUCUUGCACACUAAAGAGCCGAACAGAGAAACCAAUCCUGCAGAUUGAAUUUCAUCGGGAAUUCUGUCAUCAUCUGGCUGCCAUUCCUUCACUUCAGUCAUCUCUAUUAAGAAUGGACGUUGCAAAUAUACGCGUUUUGAUUGUGGCGCUAUUGGUGAUUGGCCUAGCCAGUGCCCAGGUGAAUUUCUCUACCAGUUGGGGAAAGCGUUCGCCUUCUGUUUUACCAGUACCAGCAGCAUCCUCGCCUCAAGGAUCUUACCUCGCGUUACGACAGAAGUUUCAUACCAAGAAGGAGUCCGGCGUGGAAUCACAACAUAACGUUCUUCCGGAUGCGGAUUCCGGAGCGCAAACAGUCUACGACGAAGCCGAAGACCAACGAGCAUCCAGUUUACUACCCAGCCCUUGCCUGUCUCUUCUCAAAGUUUUGAUGUUGGUUAAUCAGAUCGUAGAGACCGAAUUGCAGAAACUGGAGAAAUAUGACCGGCAACAGCAAUAGCGGUCAUUACCAUAGGAAAGGGCGUGGCUACGUGAUUUAGCUGCGAUUCUGACGACAUCGCUUGAUCCGAUAUUUAUCAAACUGUUUACAUUCCAGAGACAAAUCGAUUCAUUUUGUUUUCUCUGUUUAUGUGCAUUUAAAUUUUACUAUCUUCGUCUUUUUGUGAUUAUUGUGACGUACCGGCAGUCAACACGUGUCCGUCGAGUUGAAACAUCCAACGAUUGUGUCUUUGUCGUGAAAUACUAUAAAUAUUUAAUAUUUAUAAAUGUAACAAUUGUCAUUCGCGUAUUUUCGUCUUUGACAUUACACAAUCGACAGUGA
This is a messenger RNA of Daphnia carinata, 910 nucleotides long. RefSeq lists its product as uncharacterized. Gene Ontology annotation, cellular component: extracellular region. The record is from RefSeq and is a predicted model, not a curated record. Bases 206 to 589 code for a protein of 127 amino acids. Lineage: Eukaryota; Metazoa; Arthropoda; Branchiopoda; Diplostraca; Daphniidae. Gene Ontology annotation, molecular function: hormone activity. The transcript is spliced from 3 exons.